UCCCAUCGCUGCUGCUUCUGGCUGCUCCAUCGCCUUCCUCGCCGCCGUGCAGCCCACUCCUUCCUCGCAGGGAGAGCUGACUUGAUGCGCAUAAUAAAUCAUCUCUGCAAGAUUUUCCCCUCUGUUUUUUUUUUCCUUUGGAGCCCAAAUUCCAGACCUACGCGUGUUGGAUUUGGAGAAAAAAAAAGCACAAAACACGGGCGACAGUCGAGCCUCGUAACUGAGAGGAUGUUGCAAAUGUGAUUCAGCACCAGCAAACAACGUGGGUGUUGUGUGUGCGUGUGUGUGUGUGUCCGUGCGUGCGUUUGUGUGUGUGUAUGUUUUUCUCUCUUUUUUGCGGGGAGUGGAGGAGAAGGAGGAGAGCAGCGAUAUGAAACGCGUGUGUUUGUGCCUCCUGCCGUUAUCUGUGACUGACCACCGGCUCAAUUUCACCUGUAUGAACGACCUUGCAAUUGUGACCGAAAUUUUCCUAACGAGGUUUCCAUGGAGGAUCAGCCUGCCGUUUUUUCCGUGAGGGCUGAAUUUGGUUCCUAUUGGUCUCAAGAUAUUUCAGGAUAAGAGGUCAAGCUCCUCUUUCCUGGUGAACACAAGUACCAUUUCGAAGCUUAUUGGAUGAAAGUCUCAUUUACCCUUGGCUGCCAAAGAUGACGUUGCCAUGGAAACAGCUUCUACUGUUAUCAAUCAUCGACUGUCUGACAGAUUGUCUGGACAGUGGAUCAUACCAUGGUCCUCGAUGGAGGAUGGAGCCGGGCGACUUGUUCAUUCCUGUCGACUCCAUAGAAGAAGAGGCGACUCUGACUUGUGAUGCGAAGGGAACAGCACCUCCUCAGUACAGAUGGUCACUGAAUGGGACUCUCAUAAAUCUGGGCCUGGAUCGUCGGCGGCGUCUGUCUGGGGGCAACCUCAUUAUAAGCAGUCUGGACCGCUACCAGGAUGUAGGGAUAUACCAGUGUAUGGCCUACAACACUGUAGGAGCUAUCCUGAGCAGGAGAGCGAGUCUGCAGUUUGCCUACUUAGAUCACUUCAAAGUUCACACCAGAAGCGCCGUGUCAGUCCGAGAAGGACAAGGAGUGGUGCUGCUUUGUGGAACGCCCACUUCCUCAGGAGACCUCACUUAUGCGUGGGUCUUCAACGAGUACCCGUACUUUGUGCAGCAAGACAAUCGGCGUUUCGUCUCCCAGCAGACGGGAAACCUUUACAUUGCCAAGGUGGAGCCCUCAGAUGUGGGUAACUACACUUGUGUGGUGAUGAACAGCAUCACAAAGGGCAAGGUUCAGAGCUCACCUACGUCUCUGAUCCUCAGGACAGAUGGAGUGAUGGGUGAAUAUGAGCCGAAAAUAGAAGUUAAUUUCCCAGACAAUGUACCCGCUGCAAAAGGAUCAACAGUUACGCUGGAGUGUUUCGCCCUUGGGAACCCCGUCCCAGAAAUCACCUGGAGGAGGGCGAACGGCGUUCCCUUCCCCAGCAAAGUCAAGAUGAAGUACUCAAACGCCGUGCUGGAGAUCCCCAGCUUCCAGCAGGACGACACCGGCGGAUACGAGUGUGUCGCUGAGAACAAGAUGGGGAAGAACACAGCCACCGGUCGGCUGGCUUUUUAUGCCAAACCUCAGUGGAUCCAGACCAUGAAGGACACGGCCCUGGCCAUAGAGGAGAGGUUGUACUGGGAGUGCCGAGCCAACGGCAGGCCCAAACCCUCCUACACGUGGCUGAAGAACGGCCAACAGCUCCUCUCAGAGGACAGGAUCCAUGUGGAGGACGGAGUCCUGUCAGUGUCGGUGCUGACGCUGGCUGAUGCUGGCAUGUACCAGUGUGUGGCUGAGAAUAAACACGGCGUCAUAUAUUUUGCUGCUGAACUAAUGGUUUUAGCCUCUCCUCCAGACUUCACAGGGAACGUCCUCCGAGCUUUGCUCAAAGCCAAGGCAGGAACUACAGUGACUUUAGAAUGUAAACCCCAGGCCUAUCCCAUCGCCAGCAUCUUGUGGAAGAAAGGAAACCUGCCCAUCCACACCAAUGACAGGAUCACGCUCUCCCCAGAUGGAACGCUGAGGCUUGCCAACGUGAGCAAGUCUGAUGCGGGCAGCUAUACAUGCUUUGCUAGGAAUAGAUUUGGCAUGUCAAGUACAACUGGAAGGCUCCUUGUUACCGAUCCAACCAGAAUCAUCCAGGGGCCGGUGGACAUGGAGAUCAUUGUGGGCGAGAGCAUUGUGCUGCCCUGCCAGGUCGCCAGUGACCCCGUCCUUGAUGUUUCGUUCUCCUGGGCCUUCAACGGGCAGCUCAUUGCCAAAGGAGACGGUCACUUUGAGCUAGUGGGCGGGAGAACAGCAGGAGAUCUGAUGAUCAGGAACAUUCAGCUUUACCACGCUGGCAAAUAUAUCUGCGUGGUGGACACGGACGUGGAGAGCCUGUCAGCCGUGGCUGUAUUGAUUGUGAAAGGCCCCCCCAGCCCCCCAGACUCGGUGACGGUGGAGGAGGUGACAGACAGCACAGCUCAGCUGGCGUGGAGCCCCGGCAGAGACAACGGCAGCCCCAUCACCAAUUACCUCAUCCAGACUAGAACUCCCUUCACCGUGGGCUGGCAGAGGGUUAACACAGUCCCCGAGAUAAUCGAUGGAAACACGCUGACAGCCACGGUGGUUGACCUCAACGCCUGGGUCGAGUACGAGUUUCGGGUGUUGGCCAAAAACAGCGUUGGCGUUGGAGAACCCAGUCCUGUAUCCGUCAAGACCAGGACGGAAGAUGCGGUUCCAGAUGCGGCACCAGGUGAUGUGGGUGGAGGAGGUGGGAGCAGAUCUGAACUGGUCAUCACGUGGGAGCCUGUUCCCGAAGAACUGCAGAAUGGUGAGAGCUUUGGUUACAUCAUUGCUUUCCGGGCCUUCGGAGAGGUUAGCUGGACCCACGUGGCCACCUCCGCCCCCGGCGCAUCUCGAUACGUGUACCGCAACGACAGCAUCGCGCCCUUUUCCCCGUUUCAUGUCAAGGUUGGCACUUACAACAGCAAAGGACAGGGUCCCUUCAGCCCGGUGAUCACCAUCUACUCUGCAGAGAUAGAGCCAAGUGGGAUGCCAGCGGGAGUUUGGGCCAGAAGUGUCUCAGCCUCUGAGAUUGAGGUGAAUUGGCAGGCUCUCUCCUUCACCCCUGAAAGGGUUCUGGGCUAUGAGGUUGUUUACUGGGAGGACGACACUAAGCCGGAGACCAUGGGGAAGGUUAGAGUACCUUGGAACCAAACCUCGGUCACGGUGAGCGGCUUGGCAGGAAACACGCAGUAUUUCCUAACAGUCAGCGCCUUCAACACGGCGGGAACCGGGCCGUUCCUGCCUGCAAUCAAUGUCACCACAAAAAAGCCACCGCCGUCCCAGCCGCCGCUGAAUGUCGAAUGGACCCUAAUUGGCUCUCACCUGUCUCUUUACUGGGAACCCGUGGUGGCAACGGAAUCCGAGUCCGAAGUUACAGGCUAUCAACUGUCAUACACGAGACAGAGACACAAAGAGGUAAACACGCUCACAACGGCCAAUUCGACGGCCGAGCUGACCCUCCCCGAGGAUGACGACGACUACAUCAUCCGCAUCCAGACGCUGAGUGAAGGAGGCCUGGGCCCGGCCUCGGAGCCCAUACGGAUCCACCAACAAAGUAUGAGCGCUCGCGGCUCCGGAUCCAGGAGUCUGGACGCCUCCCCCCUCCCCCUGCUCCUCGCCAUCGCAAUAUCUACAUUCAGGUCAACGUUGUGACACGAUGACAGACUCUGCUCUGUUUUUCAUCAGUCAGUCUCGGUAUUUUUUUCUUUAAUUUGUGAAAGUGGCCAAGUUUUCUUCUCUCUUUUUUCUGGAGAUGACCACAUAUUAUUUUAGUGUUAUUUUGCAAGUACGGAAGCAGCGCCAGAGUGGAGCGGUGUGCUGUCAGACUCUUAAUCAACACUAAAAGCUUGCUUUUUAAUUCUUUUUUUUUUUUAACAACAUGGGUCUGUUUUGACUUUUUUUUUUUUUUUUUUUUUGCCUGGUUGGGAACAAUGCUCCAUUUCAACUCUUCUUUUGACUCUAGAAUGAUACAGAUGCCUUACUUCCAUUCAUGUGCCAAAGUAGUUUCAGCCUUCUUGUUGUUGCUGUGAUAGCUACACGCUUUCCUCGACAUUUUACUCCUCACAGUUUCUUCUUCUUAAGGUGUCAGCGCACCUUGCACAGGGCCCUGAUGAAAUGUUUAAUUUUAUAUUGCAGAGUUUUCCGUUUUCCUCGUCACAAGCAAAAUCGAGAGUAGGAACAUUUCCAUUCACCCGUGCCCGUGCCUUUGGAGAUUCUUGUAACGGCGUCGCUUAUAGACACUAGUCAGUGAUACUUAGUGUUUUAGAACAUACUGCAGCCAUUUUUUAUCUUUACGUGCUCCAUUAAAAGUUGGUUGUGUCCCAGGUGAAAGUCAUAAAACACCUCAUAGUGUCCGUGUUGGCCGUUUGCCUUUUAUCAUUUGAUUGUGGAGAGCUGAAUGUACCAUGAAGGCUCCUAAAGGGUUUAAAUGUCUCAGACUAGUUAUUGUAAUAGGCUGCUGAUUGAUGGAUUAGACUUCACUCUGCAUUCACACAAACUCCGACGGCCUGUACACAGCAGAAGCAUCAGAGGUGUGCAACAAGCAGCGAUUUCCUUUUUAUUUCCCCAACAUUAACGCUGAACUAAUCCAUCAACGGAAAGUCAUCGACAGCAAUUAUUUGGGUCAUUUGUCAAGGAACCAAUGCCAAAUAUUCACUGGCUCCAGCUUCCAAAAUGUCGGAAUUUGUUGCUUCUCUGCAUUUUCAGUUUAACACUCUGAGUCCCAAACAUCUGUUGUUUUUGCUCAUAUUACACUCGGGCUCAUUUUUUACAGCAGUAUAAAGUCCUGCAUCUCAAUUAAAACAGCACAAAUAUGACUAGAAGUAGAGAGAACUCAAAAAUGAUUUUCGUGCAACAUGACGGUUAUUAUGCCAUGAUCAUAAAAGACGAAAAAAAUAACAAAAAAAGAAUUCUUUAAUUAGUAAUCUUUCAGAAAUGUACAACAUUUUCUCAACUACUCCCUGGUGUUAACCAAUAAUCUACAACAUGGUGACUCCACAUACUAUAGAUAUUUAAUUACCUGCAUUUUUAAUUAAUUUCUUUACUUCCUGUGUAUACACAGCAGGUCAAUCCUAGCCUAGCCGCGCUAGACAACCCACGGCAACGAAUUUAAUUCUCUGCCAGGGUGGGUCUAGUUACCCUCCAUAAGGCUCGAGGCUGGAUUCUCCUAAAACUGGCCGGACCAAUCACCAUGAAGUGUAACUUCAUGGUGAUUCGUCCGUCAUGGUGAAGCGUAACUAAGUGACAACAGAGGUGUGACGAUUCUGGCAGAAACAACCGGCGCAUAAUAAACAGUUAUCUUUCGAUAGGUAGAGGUAUCUUUCGAAUAUACCAGUUGGCUCCGCUGGUUGGGAAGCUAAUGGGACUUAGCCACAAUCCGGCGCUCUAGGAACUACGUCAGCCUAUUCGUUGCGCUGAUUGGUUGUAUACCUACCCAAUUGCUGCAGAGUGAUUUGAUAGACAACCUUUUAGCCCGCCUCCCUCCCUGUCGAGCGGUCCUAGACCCUUGUGCCUUCAGAACAUGGGUCUAGUGCGGCUAGGCUAGGUCAGUCCAGGUUCAGCCAAAAAAUCUCUGAAUUUUUCUCACAUGGCUGUUGAUUGCAGCUGAAUCAUUUGUGCUGAUGAGUGAAGACUUUUUCAUUUUUGUCCAGAAUCCAAUUCUUCCAAAUGGUUCAUGUUUGGCUAAUUUUGAAAUGAGAAAUUUAGUAUAAGGUAAUUUUUGACGAAAUAUCUAUAUUUAAAGGUUACAUUUGGUUCAUUUGUUUCGAGAAAAGUUGAAAGAAAAUGAAGAAUUCUACAAAUCUUUUUGUUUGUGUAGUUUGUGGUUCUGAUAAAUGGUGUAAUUUUGGCAGUUUAAUGUUUUUUUAAUCCUAACAGUGGAUUUUGGGGCUCAGAGGGUUCGAGUCAAACAAAAAUUCAUCCAUUACAGUCCAUUUGCCUCCAGUUUGCUUUUUGAAAUCAAAAUAAGACCAUCAGUCCGUCAGUUACUUACAUAUAAUUUCAUAUCUCCUUUUCCUGUUUUUUGAGUAUUGUCAUGAAAUACGCAGUCAUUAUUAUAUCUUCGACUUCCUGCUGCUUGCGUUGCUAGGUAACGUGUAGCAAAGCACCAAACAGCCGAACACAGGGAGGGAUGUGUUUCACAAAUCUGAGUUUCUAACCCGGUUACGGACCUUUUACAGCGAAACUAAAUGUUUUUCAGUCUAACUAUGAGGCUAUAGGAGAGUUUAAUUCUAAAAUCCUACUAAUUCGAUGCCUUCUCGCAGAGUUAAAAGAGAAUACUGAUGCCGCUCCACCAUCAGCGUGUUAACUGUGGAGCUGGGAGUCGAUGUGCAAAAUCAGCAGGGGGUGGGGAGAAGCUGCGAGCUCGGCUGUGUCCAAAAUUCACACUUACACCUACGAGCACCUCUGAAACUCACUUAGUAUCUUGUUUGCAUACUUCAUCAGAGGUGCUUGUCAGACGGUAAAACCCCCACACCUGUCCAGCGCCAGUGGAAGAGGGGGCUGCUCCCGCGAGUAUCACUCUUCUGACAAUCCAGCAUUCACUUCACACCCACUUCACACCGCGAUUCUCCAGGCAUGUGGAGGUGAAGCUGUUCUGGUUUUAUUUGUUACACGCGUAUUUGUGUUUACAACUCAAAUGCCUCCAUUGAAAGACUGAACAUAUGUGCCGUUUUACCCGUACCGAGCUGCAUUUCACCCCUUUUACCUUCUCACUUCUCAAUAUUUUUGCCUUCUAACGUGGUUGAACAUGUCGUACAGUGUGUUGUUUUUUUUUUUUUGGCUCCAUUUUUUCUGGCUCCAUAGUUAAAACACAGUUGAGGGUGGUAUUGAUUCUCUUAAAUAAUUAUGAGCAACAAAGCAAGCAAAUUAGCUUUCCAGCUUCUAAUUAUAAUGAAUAUUUCAGUAACUUUCAACACAUAAAGGAGCAUAGAAAUAAGAAAUGGUGAAAUGAUCUCCACUUCUGUUGUUAAGGCUGAACGCUUCAGAAAGAUCUAGUAAGUGAAGUUUAAGUUGAGCUUAUUCUGUUAAUCCAGUUUCAGACAAAUGUGCUCAUUUAUAGGAACAAAGAACAAGUGUCUCCUAGCCAAUCAGAAUCCGGAUAUCUCAGUCCAGACAGGACAGUUAAUGGAAAAAUGUCAAAUUCAAUAACUUGUAGUAUUUAGCCAUCUGAAAACUUCACCCUGAGAUCUGAGAGAGGUGCAUUUUUCUACCCUUUUCUGCCAUUUCAGAGACUGCUGCUAUUAUCUGAAAUAAGUUUUAGUAAAAAAAAGUAAGCAAAUGAGCUUCCCAGUUCAAUUAUUUCAGUUAUUUUAACACAUGAAGUAGCAUAGUGCAAAGAAAUGACAAAAUAAUCUCAUCGGCUUGCAGGUCUUCAAACUUUAAAGUACUUUUUUUUAAAAAUGUUGCUGAUGAAGACUGUGAGUUGUGGUUGAAAGCUGCUUAAAAAUCUGAAGAAGUGAAGUCUGAGUUAAGCUUUUUCUAUCAAACCAGUUAAAAAUGAAAGUGCUCAUUUCUAAUGAAGUAUCUGGUUAUCCUAUAAAAUGUCCAAUUCCAUAACUUUUUGUGUUAAGUGAUCUGAAAACUUCACCCUCAUCUCUGGAAAAAGUGCAAGUAUGAGUAAAAAAAGCAAGAAAAUAGACUUCCCAGCUACUAAUUAGUAUAUUUUCAACACAUAAAGGAACAUAGUAACAAGAAACGGCAAACUAAUCUCAUCUGGUUUGCUGGUUUUGGAACCUUAAACUUCUUAUUUUUUCGGUCCUCACUGAUGUUGUUGGUAAAGACUAAGAGUUGUGGUUGAAAGCUCCAGAAAAAAAUCAAGAAAGUGGAGUUUCAGUGAAGCUUAUUCUGUCAAACCAGUUAGAAAUGUAGGCGCUCAAUUAUAUAACAAAGAACAAGUGUCUAGUUGUUCUAAAGGACACCUGCUAGCCAAUCAGAAUCCACAAUUCUCAGUCUCCAUUGCACAGUUUAUGAUGAAAUAAUAACUUUCUUGGAGUAAAGUGAUCUGAAAACUUCACCCUGAUGUCUGGGAAAUGUGCAAGUAUGCCUAAUAAAAGCAAGCAAAUAGGCUUCCAGCCACUAAUUAGAAUAUUUUCAACACAUGAAGUAACGUAGUAACAACAAACGGCUUUCCAGCUACUAAUUCAAAUAAUUAUUUAAGUUAUUUUCAACUCAUCCAUUAUCUCAAGUGAAGACCUGUUUAG
This is a messenger RNA of Acanthochromis polyacanthus (spiny chromis), 8272 nucleotides long. RefSeq names its product contactin 3a, tandem duplicate 2 (gene cntn3a.2). Bases 645 to 3725 code for a protein of 1026 amino acids. Gene Ontology annotation, biological process: brain development; cell-cell adhesion. Lineage: Eukaryota; Metazoa; Chordata; Actinopteri; Pomacentridae. The record is from RefSeq and is a predicted model, not a curated record. Gene Ontology annotation, molecular function: cell-cell adhesion mediator activity. The transcript has 23 exons.